This is a messenger RNA of Neoarius graeffei (lesser salmon catfish), 2242 nucleotides long. RefSeq names its product solute carrier family 10 member 3 (gene slc10a3). The record is from RefSeq and is a predicted model, not a curated record. Gene Ontology annotation, cellular component: membrane. Gene Ontology annotation, molecular function: bile acid:sodium symporter activity. Lineage: Eukaryota; Metazoa; Chordata; Actinopteri; Siluriformes; Ariidae. The transcript has a single exon. Gene Ontology annotation, biological process: bile acid and bile salt transport. The coding region runs from base 101 to 1456 and encodes 451 amino acids.
GGAGUGUGUGAGGGGGGAGGGGGUGUGCUGGAGUCUCCUCAGAUCAGUUCCAUUCCUCUGGUUUUCUCUGGAGCUGCGGGAUUGUGGAAUCAUCUCCACCAUGAGGAGCGGCUCGGCUCUGUACCUCCUGAUUCCCACAGUGUUCGCGCUCCUCCCAGACCCAGGACCACGAGGAAACGGAACCGGGGGCCACCUGGAGAGCUACCUGCACAUCGGAGACGGGUCAUCACUGGAGUUUGAGUUUCCUGAAAACACAAAAGGCGUGAUCGUCAUUUCAAGCCGGCGGCAGAACUGGAGGCAGACGGUGCGAGUGCGCUCCUUAGAACCGGACGUGCUGUCCAUCCUGAAUGCCAGCGACAGUGACGGUGGGCGUGCCGGCCCGGUCAACAGCUACGUCAUCAGCAUCCGCUCUGGAUCACCGGGAACAGCUCCUUUACUCAUCCAGCUGUUGGACCUGGAUCGCGGCUCUGAGCCGGUUCUGAUCGAGGAGCGGAGGGAUUAUUCCAUUCGUGUGGCACCGGGUGGCGAUGGGGUCAGAGACGGCUCUGCUCAGCUCGCUCACUUUUCAGAGAACCCGGUUCUGUUCGCUCUGCUGCCUCUCAUCUUCGUCAACAAGUGUGCGUUUGGCUGUAAGGUGGAGGUGGAGGUGCUGCGUGAGCUCCUGCACCGGCCCGUCCCUCUCCUCCUCGGGAUCGUGGGACAGUUCCUGGUGAUGCCUCUGUACGCGUAUGGCAUGUCCCGACUGGCCACACUGCCCAAGGCACUCGCUCUAGGUCUGGUCAUCACGUGCUCAGCGCCGGGCGGAGGGGGCGGUUACCUGUACAGCCUGUUAUUAGGGGGUGACGUGACCCUGGCCAUCUGCAUGACCCUAGUGUCCACCGUGUUUGCAACAGCAGCCAUGCCUCUUUCGUCAGCGCUAUACGGGCGGCUGCUCGGCGUCCACGCCACCCUCCAUGUGCCGUUUGUGAAGAUCCUGGCCACGCUGCUGUUCAUCGCCAUCCCCAUCUCGGUGGGCGUGUGCGUGAAGCUGCGGCUGCCGGCACUCACCCGGGUUCUCCUCACCCUCAUACGCCCCUUCAGCUUCCUGCUGAUCGUGGGCGGGAUCUUCAUGGCGUAUCAGAUGGGCGCCUCCAUCCUGGCCAAUGUGCGGCUCCCCAUCAUCCUGGUGGGUGUCACAGUACCGGUGCUGGGCCUGCUGGUGGGCUUUGGGCUGGCGCGCGUGACCGGGCUCGCCGUGCCGCAGAGGAGGACGGUGGCCAUCGAGGUGGGCGUCCAGAACAGCCUGCUCGCACUCGCCGUCAUGCAGCUGUCGUUCCGGCGCGCAGAGGCAGACUUCGCAUCGCAGGCACCGUUCAUCGUCGCUCUCAGCAGCACCAGCGAGAUGCUCUUGCUCGUCAUCACACAUCUCACACACAGACGCCUCUGCCACACGGACAAAAACGAUCCUGAGGCCUAAUGUGCACGCACACACACACACACACAGAUUGAAACCAAAGACAUUCCUUUUUUCUACUCAUUGAAGGAACCUUAUGUAAGAGAUUUGUGAUAUUUUUCUAACACAUACAUGUGUUUUGUACAUUUGUAUCCUGUUUACAAAUCUGUGUGUGCUGACUUCUUGGUAUGGUUUUGCUUGUCUCAGAGAAUAUAUAUACUUGAAGUGUGUGUGUGUGUGUGUGUGUGAGAGAGAGAGAGAGAGAGAGGUGAAUAAACCCACUUUGAAUGAUAUAGUGUGCGUCAGUGUCUUAUACAAGUAGAGACACUAUUUUGAAUACAUGUUUGCACUCGUGUGUGUGUGUGUGUGUUCAGGAAUGUGAGUAUGUAGGUGAGGAAUUAACACACCUGGUUUUCAUUACACUCUUGGAUGUUUGUUUAUUUUUAUGGUUUUGAGGAUCAGUGGGGGUGGAUUAGUGUGUGUGUGUGUGUGGUUUAUUUGGUUUUAAGAGGCUUGGUGCCUGAAUGCUGAAAUAUUUUUGGAGGAAGUAAAGAGAAUGAACUCAAAUGCUGCAUUUCUGUAUGUAAAUAUGAAAGAAGAUGAACUCGCACCACUGUGACCUUUAGAAUAUGUGUGUGUGUGUGUGCGCGCGUGUGUGUGUGUGUUGUAUUUCACAACACCAUGUUGCUCAGAGUUCACAGCAGGCCUCUGUUUACUGAAACUAAAUGCUGGAGUGUGUGUGUGUGUGUGUGUAAUUUCAGUGGAUUUGGAUUUUAUAAAAUUAAUAAAGAUUAAAGUGUGAAAAUGUAA